Molecule: messenger RNA, 327 nt
Organism: Trichomonas vaginalis G3
Lineage: Eukaryota; Parabasalia; Trichomonadida; Trichomonadidae
Product: positive regulation of cell cycle G2/M phase transition
Exons: 1
Source: RefSeq, a predicted model, not a curated record
UUGUGGGACGGUGGGCCUCGAUCAGCACGUGGCACUUUUACUCCACGAAGUAUGGCCAUCGAUGCUCGAGAUACUUACCCUAUCCACAUCGUGGCUACACCAGGCUAUUAUUCUAUCCGGUACGCCAUGAUCUGGUGUUUCCCUUGGAACACUAAUACAAAAGAUGUACUUCCUAAGAAAAUCAAGUGCAAGGAAUUAAAAUUUAUGAUAGAGCAUCCAGAACAUUACCUUUUUGAUCACUUGUUAAUUAUUGAUUGUCGUUUUGCAUAUGAACAUAAUGGCGGACACAUAGGUAGUCAGCACACAAAAAUGAUUGAACAGCCCUAG